This is a messenger RNA of Polyodon spathula (Mississippi paddlefish), 5086 nucleotides long. RefSeq names its product transmembrane protein 163-like. Lineage: Eukaryota; Metazoa; Chordata; Actinopteri; Acipenseriformes; Polyodontidae. Gene Ontology annotation, cellular component: synaptic vesicle membrane. The coding region runs from base 421 to 1290 and encodes 289 amino acids. The transcript has 8 exons. Gene Ontology annotation, molecular function: zinc ion binding. The record is from RefSeq and is a predicted model, not a curated record.
CUGCCUUGUAAACCUUGUCUUGCACUGGUGCGUCGCACUCACUUAGGAUCGGAGCUGCCACAGUGAUUCCAGCCGAAGUCUAAGUAUCAAUGACUUGCUAGCUGGAUUUUGUCCACAAAUUCGGGCAGCACCGAUGCAGAGGUCUUCUUAGGAAACCUGUUUUUUUUUUUUUUUUUUUUUUUUAAAUUAGAGCCUGCCUGCUGCAGUUGCAGUGCUUCGUUUCUAGUUAGCAAGUGUAUGUUGGAGACGACGGUCUGAUGCUGAUGCAGUGAAGAUUGCUUUGAUCGCUCUCUUUGCUUGUUUACUCUGCGGUGUGUGUUCAUUCUCUCUGUCUAGCUCCACCACGAGCUGGAUGAUUACUCUUCUCGCUUUGCUGCUACAUUUUUUGGAGUUAUUUUAUUUGAACUUAAACUCAUCAUAAUGGCUGAUUCAUCAGCUGCCGAUCUCUCCACGGCUCCGAAUUCUACUGUCGUGGACCCCGCAGCGCAAAACGGCCAGUGUGCACCCACAGACCAGCACCCACCCAAAAGAGAGAGCCGGGGGGACCCUUUCACCAUGGACCGGGACCAAGCGAUGAAAAUCAGCGAAAGCGUCCAAUUCAGCGAUGAAGUUGAAAACAGAGGUUUGCUUGAAAGCAGCACGCGGCUGAAGCCACAUGAAGCCCAGAGCUACCGGAAGAAGGCAUUGUGGGUAUCCUGGGCCUCCAUCCUUGUCACAAUAGCCCUGGCCGUGGCUGCCUUCACUGUUUCCAUUAUGAGGCACAGUGCUUCUGCAUUUGGGUUUGCUUUUGACGCCAUGCUUGAUGUUCUGUCCUCAAUCAUUGUGUUGUGGCGUUACAGCAAUGCGGCCGCUGUGCACUCAGCACACCGGGAGUACAUAGCCUGUGUUGUACUGGGAGUGGUUUUUAUCCUGUCGUCCAUGUGCAUUGUGGGUAAAGCCAUCCAUGACCUUGCCACCAAACUACUCCCUGAAGUGGGUGAUUUUCUCUUUAGUGUUUCCAUUUUAAGCGGGAUCCUCUGCAUCAUUCUGGCUGUGGUGAAGUUUAUGCUGGGGAGGGUCUUGACCAGUAGAGCUCUGAUAACAGAUGCUUUUAACUCUCUUGUUGGAGGGAUCAUGGGCUUCUCCAUACUAAUCAGCGCUGAGGUCUUCAAGCACAACCCUAACGUGUGGUACCUGGAUGGCAUGACAGGAGUUCUCAUUGGACUCAUUAUUUUGGCUUAUGGAGUAAAGUUGCUUAUUGAUAUGGUCCCUCGGGUGAGACAAACACACAAUUACGAAACCUUUGAAUGAUUCACCUUGGGAACAAUGCCAGCAAGCGUGCCCUCCAGCCCUGUAUAUUACUAAAGACUUGGAAAUCAGAAGAACAUUGACCAGUGUUAUUUAUUUCAUUUAUCAUGCAGCUUGUCAUUGCUGCAGUAUUUUUCAUUCUUCGAACCCAGCAUGUAAAUAAGUCAUCACAAAGAAAAGCAAGCAGGAAAGGAGAAGGCAAAAUCACCACAGCUUCCCUUCGAGUGGUUUCAGGUGUGGAGUUAAUGGGGAUCUGGCAGAUUGUAUAUUGGACACAGAACGUGCAAUUCUUUAUUUGUGAAAAGGCUGAAUGUUGUCUUCAGUAGAAUUAUUUUAAAUCUCUUUAGAAAAAAAUUAACGGCGUUAAAAGGAAUAUAUUUUAUUGGAUAUGAUUCUUCAAGAAGCACACCAAAAGGAUAUAGGAGACCACACUGGACACAGUUAUCUAUUUAAGUUAAAGACUAGCUCUCAUGAGGUUAAAUUAAUUUUUUAAAAAAUCUUAACUAAAGGAUCCCUAUCUCUUUUCAUUAUUUUCAUCAUGUACAACAGCACAUAAAAACAAGCAAGGGGUUUUAACAACAGGGAGCAUGAUUAAAACAGCCUUUAGACAGAACUGCAGGAAAGGAAAUCCAUAUCCACCAAUUUGCUGCCCUCAGUGUCUAAAGGGUGAAGCAAACUUUCAAUAAAUCAUUGAUAAAAAGAAAAGCACAUUGGAUUGUCUUAAAUUGUAGCUGACAGCAGCUACACUCUUUAAUCAUUAUUUCAUACAAGAGCGAGCUGAGCUGCUUAUUUGAUGAUAUUAGCUUUAUCCCAUUAUCAGAAGUUUUGAAGAAAAUUGCUUACAACUUUUGUAAUGCUGUUUUACCCUGAAUCUCUAUAAAAGUUGAUCCCGUCAGUCAACCAGUAAGUAGCUGCAGGAUUGAGUAACAGGAUGAUAUGGGUUUUGUGCCACAGUUAAAGUUUCAAAGUCAUAGUGCUUGCAUACUGUACACUUGAAUCUGCAGAGGUUAACACUGCUAAGAGAAACAGAUCAGUUUUGACAACCUGUCUGGACGUUCUUAAGAUUUCUUUUGAAAGUCUAUGCUCUGAAUUCAUAUGUAAUUUUUUUGGAGUUUCCUGAAAUUUUACAAACAAACCAAAACAGGUCUCUUUAUUUUGGCAGUCCUGCUGUUCUUUGUUGAAAUCACACUCUAAGAGUUCAGUGCUAUUGUAGAACUUUUUUUGACUGGUGUUAGAGUUUACAAAAAGGGGAAUUUAUAAUUAUUUGUGAAUGACAAACGUAUGUGCUGAUGUUCUUGUGCGAUUAAUGUAUGAUAGGAAUCAAUAAUCCCAGUGGUGUGUAUGCAUCUGUACUUACACAAUUCCCAAGGUGUGCUGAAAACAUAAUGCUCUCACUCUUCCUGAUUCAUCAUCAUGCCAUUGUGUCUGUUUUUAGCAGUACAGUUCUUGCCAGACCUGGGCUCAAUUACAACUGUAAUUGUGCAAUGAAUUGCAAUUACAAUGUAAUUUCAAUUGUAGUUGAACCUUGAUCGAUUGCAGUUCAAUUAAGCAUUUAUUUGUCAUUUAAUCAUGAUUGUAUUUUCAACCACUUUUGAUGACCCCAUUUGUUUGAAAAAAAGGCCAAGUAGUAUGUUUCUGUAUUUGUGCCUGUGAUUAUUGCUAUGUUGUUUAGAAUAAACACAGUAAACAUGUUAAUGUUUAGUUGUAAUUAUAGCAGCGUAAUUGAACAAAAUAGCAUUGGAAUUGCAAUUGAAAUUCCAGCAAACAAUUCUGCUGCAAUUGUAAUUAUAAUUUAUCCCAGGUCUAGUUCUUGCCUUUUUGAAUUCUGCAUUUUCUGAAAAUGUUAUCAAAUAUAUUAUACCGGUUUAUGGGUUUCAAGUGCAAUGCACACGGAAUGAUACUUUGAGGUGUACUUGGGCAUAUCAUGGCCAUUCUUUCCGUUUGGUUAUAUCCUGUAAAAAAUGAGAACAUGCAUUUGGAACGUUUACUUCAUCAGUGUCAAAUUAGAUAUAUAAAAGAUUUCAGGGGUUGCUGUAUUCAGGCAGUGAAAUCUAGUAAUCUGUUGGCGAUUUGGGUACAAGGUCUACAAGAACUUCUAAUAGCCAAGCGAACUUUAUAAAAAGACACAGACACACCAGUAUUUCAGUUUGCACCUGCCAAACUAUAUCUGUUUACAUUUGUCUGUUAUACAUAUAUACAGAAUAUGUACGGAGCACAGCUUGACCUGCUUAAAACCUGUAGUACUGUAAGAGCACAGCAUUAAGAGUAUUGUAUUAAAUGUAUAGUUGUAGAUACUACAUCAGCACUAAUGACAUUGUAUAUUUAUAAAGAAUACACAAAAAGAAAAAACAGCAGCAGUGCGGAAAUUCUGUGUCACAGAAAAGGUUUAUUGAAAAAUAAAGUUUUAUCCUGCAUUAUACAUCAAAAACGUUUCUUUCUUUCUCUUUUAAACCACUUGAGUUUAUACACAAGCAACCAGUCUGAACCCAUCAGUUCAUAAACAGUACUGUACAGAGUAUACAAUCUACGUCCGAGACAGACUGCCGGAGUGUAGAAACGGACAACACUUGCACAUUCCGAGUGUGUCAAACUGCUGUGCCUCUCUGUCUGGAAUAAUAGGGGUGACAUUAGGCCAAUUCAAUGCAUUCAAAUUUUAGGAGUGCAUUUUCUUUAAAACAAGCUAAAAACAUUAAAAAGGAAUACUGUAAAGCCAUAAAUAUUUGUGACCAAAAUAUCUGGCGAAUCACACCCAUAAAACCUAUUUUUCUCCAGAAAUGUUGUCGAGCUGUUGCAAUAUGCAAAGUAUGUAUUGUGAAUGGAAUUUGAUAUUCGCGCCAAAAAUGCAAAACACAUAAUAAAAGGCUUGCAAAUAUUUAUGGCUUUACAGCAAUUGUGACAAAAUGGAUUCUAAAUCUGAAACAGCUGGAGGACACAAUCGGAAAGGAGUUGAGGGAGGCAGCUCACACAAGCAAUACAUUUACUGCAAGUUUUGUCAAUUAGCAGAGACUCCAUUCUGUAUUUCCCUGCAGGUAUGCUUUCUCUAUAUUUACAAGAAUUGUCUUCAACAGGGAAACUUGCAUGAUAGAAAAAUCCACCACUACAAUAACGAGCAGAUGCAUCCACUGGUGCUUGAAAAAACAUUACACCUCACAAAGCAAUUGACACAUCAGAAAAACAGCACUGACAACCUGCUUCGCUUAAGCCUUACCAUUUUUUAAUUAUUUUUUCAUUAAAGGUAAUCCGACUAUUUUGAUGGUAUCACACUAUUCAAUUUAUUCUACUCAGUAGACAGUAGUAGUUUCUCUAGCUCUAUCUGUGGACAAAACAAUAGCAAAUCUACUACCCAUCAAAGGCACAUUAUGAACUUUAAAACAGUACAUUGGUUGCAGGUAAUUGUCUCUAUUUACAAAGAUUUAAGCAACAAUAAUAAUGACAAAGAAAAUAAGACUUAACUAUGCAGAAUCUAUUUACAAAUGUAAUUGCGUACAAUAUAAAAGGAGGUUAUUACUGGCAUUUAGAACAUAUAGGGCAGAUUUCUUAUAGUGUCCUUCUCCCACUAAACUCCCACAUUUGUUUCAAUAGAACAUGCAGCAAUUACUGUGUAAUUGAGUUCCCACUGGCCGUCAUACAAGGAUGAUUUUGGAGAAAUAACAAGCAUAUAAAUACCUUCAUUUAAAAAUUAAAAUAAAUUAAGCAUGCUUUUUUAAAUCAAGUUGGGUGAUAUUAAAUAAGAUUAAAAACUGGUUUUAAUUUUCAUUGCAAGUCAUUAUAACCCAGUAAGUCCCCUGCCAUCAAAUAG